AUGUCCGUCUAUGAACCAGACAUGGUGCGCAAACUGCUGUCAAUGCUGGAGCCAAAGGACAGGCAGAAAAAAUUCGAGGCAAACUGGAAAGACGCGGUGAAAAAACGCGUUGGGUCAUGGACAGGACAUACAGAGCGAAUGGCCAAUCCAAGACCCAAGCGCCAGUGUGAAUGGGAGGCUGAAGUGAUUGAGUACAUCAACUAUAUCUCGGAGAAGACACGAAUACGAUCAGUGAAAACACUCACGCGACCAUGCCUGGACAGCAGGAUUCCAAUACUUGGCCCUCAUUUUCUGCCACCAUCUUACCUCCAUGCCCGAAAGCGCAAUCAAUCUGAGCCUGCAGUCAACCCAGAAGUCUUGUACUUGAAGCCUCUUCGCGUCAUACAUCCAUUCUAUCACCCUGAGCUUGCAAGAUGUCCGCGAUGCGAUUCUAGGGAUGGUGUUUCGUGGGAUGGGUGGACUGGGACUGGUCCUCGGGAUGUCCAUGGAGUAAUGCUUGAUGAGGCAGCAUUAGGCAUGCAGCUCCGCUGUGAGAGUUGCAGAACUGAUCCAACAAGUAAGAAGGGCCUAGAAAGCGACUGUGAGCAUAAUGGAAAGACGCACCUCAAAGGACACUGCUUCGCAACAACGAAUCCGGACUUCUGGCGCAAUUGGUCCCAUUGGUCCAUUCCAGCGGACGUACCAAUCUUCUUCUACAGAUGUGCUGUUAGUCGUGAGCUGUUUGAUCUAGUUGUUGAGUUGCACCCAUCAUCUACUGCAGGAACUCUCGCUGAAAACAUCCGACAACUUCAUCUGCUUGAGUACAACAGGCGGAAGCUGGAAUACCUUCAAGCUUGGAAGUCGCAGUACAAUGCGAGGCCGAUCUCACAUGACAUGGUCAGCGAGAUCUUCCAGGAGUUUGUGUCGGGAACGCGGGAAAGGGAGUCAGAGGAAUAUCUUCGCACUCUCUCUGUAGGUAUAAGCAUUUCAUUUGACAACACAUUCCGUGCUGCUACGAAAGCAACCAUCACCAGCCGAGAGAAGCAGAAGCUGAAGGUCCUGAAGGGAGGGAUUAUAAGUCUGAUGAACGAGAAUGGUGAGAUUGUGGGCUGGCGCUUCUGUCACGGUCAGUCAAAUGCCAAGAUAAGCGAACUUCUCAAAGGCCUCAAGACGCGAUGCGAGGCUCUGGAUGUACCUCCACCUGAA
Molecule: messenger RNA, 1185 nt
Organism: Suillus paluster
Lineage: Eukaryota; Fungi; Basidiomycota; Agaricomycetes; Boletales; Suillaceae
Exons: 7
Source: RefSeq, a predicted model, not a curated record